Messenger RNA from Brassica rapa (field mustard), 688 nucleotides. Its product is annotated as H/ACA ribonucleoprotein complex subunit 2-like protein. Gene Ontology annotation, molecular function: RNA binding. Gene Ontology annotation, cellular component: nucleolus. The record is from RefSeq and is a predicted model, not a curated record. NCBI's taxonomy places the organism in Eukaryota, Viridiplantae, Streptophyta, Magnoliopsida, Brassicales, Brassicaceae.
UUUCCAAUAAUUUUGUUUUCUUCUACUCAUCUAUAAAACCCUUAAACCCUACUUGUUUCCGCCACUCUUUACUCAUUUCAUAUUGCUUGUUAUAGCUAAAAACAUGGGAAGCGAUACAGAAGCAGAGAAGUCGAUCCAAAAGGAGAAGAAGAAGGUCAUCUCUCUCGCUCCCAUAGCUAAACCUCUCGCCGGAAAGAAGCUCCAGAAGAGGACUUUCAAACUCAUUCAAAAAGCUGCUGGUAAGAAAUGCUUGAAGAGAGGCGUGAAGGAAGUGGUGAAAAGCAUCAGACGUGGCCAGAAAGGAAUAUGUGUUAUAGCUGGAAACAUUUCUCCCAUUGAUGUUAUCACCCAUGUUCCAAUCUUGUGUGAGGAAGCUGGCAUUCCUUACGUCUACGUACCAUCUAAAGAAGAUCUUGCCCAAGCCGGUGCCACUAAACGACCAACUUGCUGUGUUUUGGUCAUGCUUAAACCGGCUAAAGGAGAGCUAAGUGCAGAAGAUCUCCAAAAGUUGAAGUCAGACUACGAACAAGUCGCUGACGAUGUUAAAGAGCUUUCAACUUCUGUAAUUUGAUUGAUUAGGAACUAGUAUCAAAGAACAUGUGUUUGUGUUUGUGUCUGUGGUUUUGUUGCUUAAUGAAUAUGAUGAGAUAUUAAAGCCUGGGAUAAUAAUUCUAUAUUCUAGUCGCCA